UAGAUAACUACUGCCAUCUAUUGUCAAUACAUCAUAUUCGUAAACUCUGGGGAACCUUGGAUUCAUAAUUACCAUACAUAAAAAAAAAAACAAAAAAAGAAUUCAGACUGAAUAUAUCAUUUCACACAGUAAAACAAGAAAAUGGAUGAAAAUCCUUAUAGCUAUAUACUCGAUCUUUUACAUCGUAGUGCUGUUGAAGAAUUAUUAAUGGGUCAUUCUUUAGUUUGUCAGUUACCGUAACCGGCCACCUUCAGAAUGAUCCCUGGUACUUAUUCUAUUGGUCACUUUUGCCGAAUCGCUAAUUUACGAGUUUGUAAAUAUACCAACACCAGUUGUCAAGUGGUGACGAGGGACAAAGAUACACACAUGGAUAUAUAUACGACAAGCUUCUUUCAGUAUCCACCCACCGAAUCUACUCACAAGACUUUGGUCAACCCUAGGCUAAAAUAGAAGGCACUUGUCCCAAGAUGGCAAGACUACGUUUACAUUGAAGAUCCUCUUAAAGAAGAUGGUGGGUAAUGAUAAAGAGCAAAGAAGUAUUCAUGAAAUUUCCUUAUUGUGUGGAAAUGUCAAGAACAGUAAUGAAAAUUGCAAAGAAACCAUUAAAAAUGAUUGUAUUUUAAUGUCAAUAAAGAUGGAAGAAGAAGAAAAUGGUGAAGAGGAGGAGAAUAAUGAUGAUAUCAGUAAUAAAUUGAAAAGUAAUACCCACAAAGAUAAUGCAGAUUCAUUGAGCUAUUAUGCAGAUUUCCUCAACAACAUAUUUCGAUGCCAAUACUGUAAGUUCAGCACUACAGAUAAAGAAGAGUUAAACAAACAUCGUUCUGUUCACAGCAAAGAAAAACAGCACAAGUGCAGUCAGUGUGAUUAUGAAUGCCAUUAUCGUGCUGACCUUAUUCGACACUGUGCAAAACAUUCAGAUGAGAAACGUUAUAAGUGUCCCCACUGUGAUUUCGCCACAAAGUGGCGCCGUAAUGUACGGCAUCAUCUUCUGAAACAUACCAAUGAACGGCCUUACCAAUGUCAAAUAUGUGAAUUCAGUUUCAAACGCCUACAAGACCUCAAAUAUCACAUGUAUCGACAUAAUGAUGAGAAGCCAAUAAAAUGUGAUGAAUGUGAAUUCUGUUGUAAGACAAAUUAUGAACUUAAGUGCCACAAACUAAAACACAGUGAUGUACGCCGAUUUCCAUGCACAUUUGAAGGUUGCACCCAGCAAUGUAAAACCAAAUCCGACCUUACUAAGCAUCUUAAGACUCACAAUGGUGAGAAAAAUCACAUCUGUUCUUUAUGUGGGAAAGGUUUUACAACAGCCGGUUGUCUUAAUAAGCAUGUUCAACGUCAUGAUACACGUAAGCAAUUUAUCUGCCAUUUGUGUCUGAAGAAAUUUAAAUCCAAAGCUAGCUUAAAAAACCAUCUUAAAAUUCAUGAAGGAAUUCGCCCAUUUGUUUGUGAUAUCUGUGAAAAAUCUUUCACUAAUAAAUACAAUAUGAUGAAACAUCAAGAGACACAUGGUGACAACCGUCCAUUUCGCUGUCCUAUCUGUCCUUACGGAGCACGAUCGAGUGAACAUCUUUUAGCACACAUUGGCUCUAUGCAUGGUCAUUCUUAUGCUUACUUCUGUGAACUCUGUAAGAAACCAUUCCGUCGUCAUGGCCAGUUACGUAUACAUCUUAAGAGAAUGCACAAAGGAAGCAAAGAGGCUACAGCUGCAGCAGAUUUUACUCACAAUUCUACAUCUUCACUACCCAUUUCUAAAUCCGAAAAUGCGAAAAAUACUUGUGAUAAGCUUCCUGUCUCAAAACCUAAUAAUGAAAACAAGUAUUUAACCUCAAAGAAAACUGCUGCUUUAUCAUCUAACAUUACAAAGCAGUCUUGUUUAUCUUCAACAAAACCUGUAGAAGACAAAUCUGCUAUUGAUGUUGCUAAGACUGAACAAGUAAGUAAUUUAGAUAGUAAAUGUCCUCCUGCUAGUGAGGAGUGUAAUGACUCUAAAUCUGGUAUUAAAAAUGGUGGUGAUGGUGGUAAUCAGCAUGUAAAGAUUACUGAAUUAAAACCUAGUAAGAAACAGACAAAUGAUUCUAAGAAAUAUGUUGAAUGUUUUCAUUUACCUCUUGCAACAAAGGGUUUCACAUUUAAUUUUGAAAAAAAGGGUAAGAAACCUCGUUCUUGGUUUAUGGAUCCCAAUUAUAUGCCUGCUGACGCUGCUGAGAAACAGAAAGCCUACCUCAACCGCAAAGCAAAAUUAGCAAAACUGAAAAAGUCAGAGGCAAAAGAGAAGAUGAAACAGAAGAAGAAGUUAAAAAUUGAUGACAAACCCAAACAAUCAGUUAUUGUUCAAAAAACUGGCUUGAUUAAAGCCAGCAAAAAGAAGGUAAAACUUGUGAAAAACCUGAAUGCAAAAAAAAUGUUAAGAAAAAAAAACAAGUCAAAAGGUUUAAAAAAAUGUAUUCCUUUAACUGAAGGCUGCAAAGUAAAGAUAGAAUCAUUGAGGUCUGAUUUUGAAGAUGAUGUUUGCUGGGAAAAUAAAUUAAUAAUAAACAACAAAAACAAUCAGAUGGUUAAAAGUGUCACUGAUGAAAUAUAUACACCUUAUCAAGAUGUUCAUCCUGAACUUUCAAUCCCAACCAAGAUCAAACAGGAACCAACAGAUGAUCCUGGUGAUGUUUUAAACAUAGAAAUGCCUUCGAGUCCUGUAAAAACUGUUCUUUUUGAAACUCUUUUGAAGUCAGAGACUGGUGAAUUUAACAUGGAUUUAACAGAAUCUGUGUCAACAGAAAGCAAAAUUGGUGAGAUGACAGAAACAUCUGCUGAUUAUUGUGAUAAUAAAAGUUUGCCCUGCAACAACAGAUUGGAAUCUUCUAACCAGCUACAAAUAACUUCAGAUGGGACAACUAAAGAUAACACAAGUCCUUUGUCUCCUUCAGGAGUAUUUAAAUUAGAAAAUCUGUCCAUACGAAAAACUGAUUCCAAUAAAACUAUGCUAGUCUACACUAUUUCUCAAGAAAUUGCAGAUACAUGUCAGUCUUCUAGUUCAGAUCUUCAAAUAAGUGAACUAUUUAGCAGCUCAACUGGUUCUGGAGAAACUCCUAUUAAACAGGAACCAAUUCAGCUUGAUAAUUACUCUCUUACUAACCAAAUAAAUUCUUCUUUUAGUUUAAACCCUAACAUAAACAUUAAAAUGGAUAAAAAUGAGCCCUUUCUUUUUGAUCAAGAAAAACUCAAUAGUAGUAUAACCUCUCCAUCCCAAACACUUACUCCUUUAUCUGAAUCUCAUAAAAAUAAUCAGGACAAGGAACUAAAUGAUCCUGUAUCUUCUGAAAAUUUAGGUGGAUUUGAAAUAAUAGAUUCUCAUACAAAUAAUAAAUAUUAUAUCAAACCCUUUACCACACCAAAUAGUGAUAAAUCAAUUUCUCUUGCCAACAACCUUACAAAUGAUUUUAGCAUAGAUGGUUACUAUGGAAAAAUAGCCACUGUAGAAGGGAUUCAAGAUGGAAAAUUAACCUUGUCUCAUAGUUUCAAUUUAGAUCCAUCCAAAUCCUUGUCCACAUUAGACAAAAACGUCCACAACAACUGUGAUUCUCUUUCAAACUCUGUGUCUUCAACUUCAACAAUGGAAAACCUUUACAGUACUGAAUCUGUGAUUUCCCAAGAAGUACUUCCUAAUCAUUCACCUACCUCAAAUUCAUCAGUGUUAUCUCUACAGAAGUUGGAUUGUGAUGAUGUAACAUUACCAGUUAUUGUCACUGAAAAAGAGAUGAGUCUGUCUGAAAGAGACCCAUUUCAGUUUUCUUCUAAUUUGGAUUUUGGCCACCCUAAGUAUCAUCAGUUUCUACAAACUCAUAACUCCUUCCAUGAUACGUCUAAGUGCAAUGAUUCUAACAUUCUAAGAUUACCUCAUAUUAAUUUGUCAAAUAAAACUGAAAAGGGUUCUGAUUUAGUUUACCCACCAACAUUUCAUUCUUCUAGCAUAUUAGAGGCAGUAGAAGCUAAACAGCAAGUAAGAACAUCUGCCAAUAGUAUGGCUUUUAAUUCUGAAAGCAAUGAAAUAAGCACUAAAUGUCCUGUUUUGUUGUCAACAUUAAACAGUCAAUUUUUUGUUAAUGAACCUUUCAAAGAAACAUCAGAGAAACUUGGAACAACAACAACAAAUAACAACUUACCUAAACCUCCAUCUGAUGAGGCCCAAGCUUUGUAUGAAUAUGAAAUGGAAUUUGAUGAAAAAAGUAUUCUUCGAGAUAACAUUAAUAUUACUAUGCUUGGUUCCUAUUCUUCUGAACCUCAGGAAAAAACUAAUCCAUUUUCAGUAUUUUCUUGUACAACAAAUGAAAAUAAUAAUUUGCUUGAAAUGACAGUCAAUUCUGAUCUAAAUGACAAUGUUGGUCAUAAGCCUGUAUGCAAUGAUGUAAACUUAAUAUCAGCUAAACCAGAACUUGACUGGGAUUCUGAAGACAAUUUGACUCAAAAUUAUAUUCUACUAAAUCCAAGUUGCUGAUUAUUUUUUUAGUCAAAUUUAUCAAUCAGAGAGAAAUUUCAUUUACAUGCUAUUUUGAUUCAAGACAAAAAUAAGGAAAUUUUGAUUGAUUUUUGCAACAGUGAAUGAAGAAAAAUCUUUUUAUAUCAGAGAAAUUAAAAAGAAAUGUGUAUAACUUAUAAGGCACUUAAAAAUAUUUUUGUCCCAUUUUUUAAGAAUAUCUAUUGUAUUCAUGAGUUCAAUGAUAUUCAAGAAGCUGUUUUCUUAAUUGUCCACAUCUUUAUAGAUUUGAUUUCAAGAAAGAAUUUUCUGCCUGAAUUAUGGCUUA
This is a messenger RNA of Octopus bimaculoides (California two-spot octopus), 4796 nucleotides long. RefSeq lists its product as uncharacterized. Gene Ontology annotation, cellular component: nucleus. NCBI's taxonomy places the organism in Eukaryota, Metazoa, Mollusca, Cephalopoda, Octopoda, Octopodidae. Gene Ontology annotation, biological process: regulation of transcription by RNA polymerase II. The record is from RefSeq and is a predicted model, not a curated record. Gene Ontology annotation, molecular function: DNA-binding transcription factor activity, RNA polymerase II-specific.